Molecule: messenger RNA, 2810 nt
Organism: Solea senegalensis (Senegalese sole)
Lineage: Eukaryota; Metazoa; Chordata; Actinopteri; Pleuronectiformes; Soleidae
Gene: sbk1
Product: SH3 domain binding kinase 1
Exons: 5
Coding region: 571-1887 (438 amino acids)
Biological process (GO): peptidyl-serine phosphorylation; peptidyl-threonine phosphorylation
Molecular function (GO): ATP binding; protein serine/threonine kinase activity
Source: RefSeq, a predicted model, not a curated record
UGAAGUGGCUGACUGCUGAGACCAGUGCACCCCCCACCCACUAACCCACCACCAUCACCUCCAUCCCGGCUCUCUCACACAGAGUCCAGCUGGACCGACGGACCAAACCGACUGAGCGCGCACAGAGACUGCAGGACGCAGAGGGGACAUGUGGUGUCAUGGAGCUUUGCUGUGGAUGUGAAUGAAUGAAUGGGCUCGUCUCAGUGUGUGUGUGAGUGAGUGAGUGAGUGUGGUGCUGAAGUGGGUCAUGCGGACCGCUGGAGGAGCAGCGAGAGAUAAACACGCAUGCUCCUCCCGCUGUUUGGCAGGUUGAGCUGGUGGAGGAGGGAUUCCUGCCUGUGCCCGUGCCUGCGUCCUCGCCCCAGCCUCCAGCAUCAGAUGAUGCUUCUCAUUUAAUCCUCCUCCAAAGAAAGUCACAAACUGCGGAGCGCCCUCCAAAAACAAACGCUUCUCCAUGCAGGGGUUUUCCUCACCUAUGAAUCAAGAGACAACAUCCAGCAGUUUCCCCUGCUGCAGACCGUUUAGAGCUCCGUGCUGAGCCGCGCGCAGAGGCUCUGCUGCACCGAGCGGAUGCAGGACCAUGGAGGAGAGAGACAGGUCGCCAGCAGUCUGCCCCACAGUGUCAAGGCGAGCCUGUCUCUUUCUCCGUCGGGGCCGGGACGGGUGAGCAGCGGCGGCGGCGGCUCGCCGAUAUCCAAGAUGGACUACUGCGGCAGCGGGGUGCCCGUGGAGGACAUGCAGGCCCUGGCCAUCACGUCUCUGUCGGCGUCAGAUGUAGCUAAGCAGUACGAGCACAUCCGCGAGCUUGGGAAGGGCACGUACGGCAAGGUGGACCUGGUAGCUCACAGAACCCAGGGCACCAAAAUGGCGCUAAAGUUUGUUACCAAGAACAAGACGAAGCUCAAGAGCUUCCUGCGGGAGUACAGUCUAACAGGCUCACUUAGCUGCAGCCCUUUCAUCAUCAAAGUCCUGGACGUGCUUUUCGAGACCGAGGACAGCUACGUGUUUGGACAGGAAUAUGCACCCGCCGGGGACCUCUUUGACAUCAUCCCCCCACAGGUGGGCCUGCCAGAGGAAAUGGUCAAACGCUGCAUGCAACAACUGGGCUUGGCGCUGGACUUCAUGCACAGUAAGAACCUGGUGCACCGGGACGUCAAGCCUGAAAACGUGCUCCUCUUUGACCGCGAGUGCCGUCGCAUCAAGCUGGCAGACUUUGGCAUGACGCGGCGGGUGGGUUGCCGCGUGAAAAGAGUGAGUGGUACCAUUCCCUACACGGCGCCCGAGGUGUGCCGCGCCAGUCGCUCGGAGGGUUUCCUCGUGACCACCAGUCUGGAUGUGUGGGCGUUCGGCGUGCUGGUCUUUUGUAUGCUGACGGGGAAUUUCCCCUGGGAAGCGGCUCUGGCUGCCGAUGCCUUUUACGAGGAGUUCCGGCGCUGGCAGAAAGCAGGUUGUCCCGUGGGAACGUACCCGUCUCAGUGGCGCCGCUUCACUGACGACGCCCUGCGUAUGUUCCAGCGGCUGCUCGCCGCCGAGCCGGACAAGCGCUGCGGGGUCAAGGACGUCUUCUGCUUUGUCAAGUACGAGCUGGUGAGCGAGCUCAGGCGCAGAGCCUCCUGCCGAGCCAAGAGAGGCGAGAGGUCAAGCUCAGGGGUUUGCACCGGCAGCUGCACUUCCUCCUCGUCCUCCACGGCGUCACGUUCCUCCCACCGACACGCCGAGCCCUCCACCCCUCCGGGGACGACCUGCCUGCGCCCGGCGCCGCUCAAACGCAGCGUCCUCUCUGACCCGUUGUCUCCCAGAGAGGAGCCCGGACAGCACCAGUCGCCGGGCCGAGACAAGAGCAAAAGCCAGAUGGUGAUGGCAACCGCCAUCGAGAUCUGCGUUUAGCGUUGGAGACUCAAACUGUCAACGAGGCGUCAACGAGACUCCGGUGAUAUACUUUCACGAUGAAAGAUAAGCUCAGGAUCACAUCCAUCGCUGUGAAGAUGGGACACCGUCAGUCAGCGGUGAACACUGACAGCUCAUCAAACCGCAGAGGUUUCCAUCAGUGACCAAAGACUCUUCCUAAGCCGCGAAGCCGCGCAGGCAGCACUUCACAAACUUGGCCGACGAUACUCGCCUCUGUCGCCCGGACUCUUGCUGUGGUGCUGCUAAUGAUUCUACAGUUAGACGCGCCAUGAAAACGGAUUGUCUUUUCUCACCCGUCGAUCAAUCAAUGUCUCUUUGCUUUAGCGCUAAUUCAUCGUGCAUUCAAAGCUCCAACGAGGCCAAAACGCCAUUAUCAUCGGGGCGGUGCUGUCCCGCGAGGAGCUCGGGCGAUUUAAGAGACGACUUUACAUUCCUUUACCAUUUUCCUCUGACUUCCUGCCAAUCUCUGAUGCUUCGAGUUUUUCAAAAACAAGAAAAAAAAAGACAGACAACGAAGGUUUUAAUGUAGCAGAGUUUGUAUGAGAUGUCUUUUCAUUUGAGUGUCAUGAGAGGCAUCACCUCAGGACACGUCCGUGGCUCAGUGAACUUUGAACUUGCUCUCGGUGAGAUUCCUCUCCAGUAGAAUACAGGGACUGUACAUUUUCUGAAUGCAAAGGGUGACGUGAUGGAGUAGAGAUUAUUAUUGUUUUCUUUUCUAUCUGCUGUGUGUGUGUGUGUGUGUGUUUCAAACAUGAAAGCACAAGAUCUUUUGUAAACGGAGGAGAAAUCUUUAAAUGUACAUUGUUAAACAUUUUAUAUAGAAGUGCACCGUAAUAUCAGGUAGUUCAUCUAUAUGUAGCUGUACUAAUUUUCUAUGACACGAGGGGGAAAAGGGGGGAUUU